UUUUUACCUAAAACAAAAGAAAGGAUAAUAUUAAAACAAGAAAUUGUUAAUAGGCCUUAUCGGUCUUUAAAAUUAAAAAAUAAAACUAACUAGUAAUUUUGCCUUUGAUUUUAUGGUCAAGUCCUCCUUUUGCGUGUUUUAGUGGGUAAAGUGUAAAUUGGUAAUUGAAUAGUAGGUUUAAGUCGACUUAUAAACUGUUCAAAGUCAAUGGCUUCAGACUAGUACUGGUUUAGCAUUAUAUGGAUGGAUGGAGUUAUUCUUCAUCGUCUCUCUCUCUGACUAGUCGGAUUUUGUCGUAAUGCAAUAUCUCAACAUCUUUCCAUCUUCCCCUCUCUUCUGAGCGAUCUCCAUCUUCCUCCUCCCAAAAUCUGUAGAAGCCUACUAUGAUUUCUACUCAAAUUGCAAUACUAUAUUAAAUGGAGCUUCGUUAAUUAUCAAAGACAGUAUAUCAAUUGAGAAAUUAUUAAAUGGCGGUACAUGAUCAAAAUCCAAAUUAAUUAAAAUUUAUCUUACUCUUUUUAUAAUAUUCUUGCAAGUCUUUUUUCUAAUCUCGGAGAUUUGAUUGAAAUUACUGGUUACCAGCUAGCAGUGUCUUUUAUUCCAAAUAACUAAUUGGGCCGGUUGCAUGUAAUUUUAGAUUGACAUUGUCAACAAAAUUGACUGUUUCUUUUCCCCCUUUCAUAAUUUCAUAGGCCCCAUGGAACAAAACCAUUCAUGAUAAAAGUCCUAUCAUUCAUGGCUCCAUUUCAUAUAAUAUUGGACUGCGUUUCUUUUUUAUCACACUGUUUGAAGUUUGCUUUUCUACUUUAUAGCAAUUUAUUUAGUAUACAAUUCUUAAUUAGGAUUUUGAAAUAAAUAAUAAAUAAGAUAAAUUCCACUUAGAUCCUUCUACAAUUUUAGUUACCUUCUAAUUUAUGUAACAGAUUUCUCUUAGCUUUAGGUAUUUAAUGGAGACAAACAUAAUUUAUUGAUUUUAAUAGCAAAAAAUUGAUAGAUCAUCAAUUUUGCCUUUUUGGUGUCCGAAAACAAAUAUUUCAUGAGCAAAAUAGUAAAAUAGAUAGACCGUCAUUAAUAAGUUACACUGGUUUGAAAAACUUAGAAAAUAUAAGUGAAAUUUAUUUUUAUAAUAAAUAUAAGAAGCAUGAUUCUUAUACCGAAUAACUGCAGUAAAUUGUUAGAUCUACUCUUUUAAAUGGUCAAUUAUGCAACAAAUAAGGAAGUGGAGCCCUCUGUUUAGUUGUGUUUGGUAUAAAUAUCUAAUUAAAAAUUAUUGGAUUACGCAAUUCACUAUAAAUGUUCAGUAUAAGUAUCACUACUCAAAAUAUAAAAAGAAAAAGAAAAAAAAAGAAAAGAAAAGAAAAAAAGAAUAGAACUCAAUCUUUGGCCGAGAUGAUCCGACGUCUUAAUUCAGGUUCAUAAUUUGACUUACAAAUAAACAGGUCUAUCUGAAUUUUCAGCUUCCCGUCCAGCCCCAUAACUAUUUCCUCCUUGAUGGUGAGGAAAACAAUUGGAUUUAGACUUUAGAAGGAUUUUACUAUAUAGACCACAGUAGACACCCAAACAUGAUUUACUGGUCGGAGUCACGUGAACAAUAUGAUGGAAUAAUGUUCUUCAAGAAAAGUAUAUAUAUAUAUAUAUAUAUAUAUAUAUAUUUUUCCGGCAGCUAGAAAAGUAUAUCUGCACCUAUGAUUGGAGUUAUGAAAUUUUAUUCCACUGCCAUUUCAGAGUCAAGAUAAUGGAAAAGUCAAAUGCACUGUAUUGAACAUAUUACUUUUAAAAUUUUAAAUUAAAAGAUAUCUAGGACAGAAUUAGCCCGUUAUCAACUUUAUUAUGGCCUAGCUAGUUUGGGAUAUAAUUUUCAUUCUUUUUAGUCCAAUCCCAUUUAUUUAUUUACUUAUUUUUUUUUUUUGGGAGUAAAUGAUCCAAUCUAUAACUUAAUAAACUCUAGAGAGAUUACGGUGUUGUAAAGUGGAAAAAGGCUUUGUCUUAUUGUCCCUAAUUAUGAUUCUAGAUUGGAAUUCUCUUUUCUUUAACUACACUAAUUAUGAAUUUUCCUUGUUAGGUUAAAAAAAAAAAAAAAAAAAUUUGACCUAAUUUAUGUUUUAAAAGGGACCAUAUUACAAUAGAAUUAAGUUUGGAUCUGGAUGGGCUAGCUUGACUUGGAACUAGUUUAAUAGCGUUUCUCAAUUAAGUAAAUAAAUCAAUCUAAGGAGGUUAUAAAAUGAGUGUCAUAACUCUGAAACAUUUUAACAGUGCAUAGGAAGUGUUAGGGGCGCACAAAUAUGCCAUAACACUUGGAAAAACGAAAUCAUAACCUAACGUAGACUUCUUAGAUGAGGGUGUUUAAGAGUGUAUCAGAAGAGAUUGACUUGAUCAAUUUAACUUUUAGUAUUAUUGAUAAUUUAUAUAGUUUUAAAUUCAUUCAAAAGCUUAGACUAGGCUUGUUUGGUUCAGAAUUUUUUUUUACAAAAAAAAAAAAUAAAUAUAAAAAAAUUAUACAAAAAAAUAUAUGUUUGGUCAACAGUUUUUAAAAUUAUUUUUUGAAAACUAAGCUAGAAAAGGUAUGGUUUUGAUAGUUUGAUCAAAAUCAGAAAAUUAUACAAAAAUUUAUUUGGUUGGUAGUUUCUAAAAAUUAUUUUUUAAAAUUUUAAUUUAAAAUUUUUGUAAUUUUCUUUAUUUUUGAGUUCUUGAGAAAUUUUUUCCAAGUAACAAACUAAACUAGCCCUCUGUUUUUAAAAAAAUUAUUUUUUAUAAUUUUUUAAAUUAUUGAGAAUUGCUUUCUAAAUAAAAAGAAAAAAGAAAAAAGAAAAAGAAAAAGAAAAUAAAAAUUCGGUGGCGGAGAAUUUGUACGUGUCAACAGCUUGCCAUGAAUUCAACUUAACAAUUUUCCAAGCAACAGUUAAUUAGUCAUCCAUAUCAGCUAUAGUCAUCCAUAUCAGCAGCCAUCUGUGUCUCUGUCUCUCUCUGAAAAUUCUAAAUAAAUUAAGUUCACGUUUCUUUGUCAAAGCAAAUGGGCUGGUUUAUCUGUUUACAUUACAUCAGGACAGAACCUUCCCAUCUCUUUGUCCUUUUGAAAGGCCCUCAACUCAUUAACAUCAAUCAAUAACCCACCAACCCACACCUCCAUCUCACCAAAUUCUCUCUCUUUUUCCAUUCAUGAAUCAUGAUAUUUUACAAAUGUAUGCCCAACUCUUCUCUUUAUCCCUCUCUCACUACUGCUCCACCAUCUUCUUAUUAUUAUUCAUCACCACCUUCUCAACAUCUCAAUCUGAAGACCAUGAAAUGUUCUCGGAGUGCAGAAAUCAAACCUACAACUGUGGCCAAAACAUAAAGGGCAUAGGGUACCCUUAUUGGGGUGAUGGACGACCCCAGUACUGUGGCCAUCCACUGUUCCAGCUCAAGUGCCAAAACAACGACUACCCGGUUAUAGACAUCGAUGAUCAUACCUUCCGUGUACUAGGGAUCAACUCAUCCGGUUACACCAUCACUAUGGCACGGUUAGACCUAUGGGAUAAUCACUGUCCUCAGACAUUGACUAAUAUAACUUUGAACACCACCUUCUUUGGCUAUCCUUCAACUGUCCGAAACCUGUAUAUAUUCUACAACUGCACCUCAAAUUUUACCAUAGACUUCGUGAUCAGGAACAACUUCACAUGUGACUUCGAUGGUUCUAGUGAAAGUAACGGCUUUUACGCGGACGAGUCAUUCUUGAGGAUUCAACUGAACGGGAGUUACGGGACCUCAUGCGAAGAUGGAAUUGAAGUUUCGGUUCUCAAGACGAGUUUGGACGGACUUUGGAAUGGCUCGGUGAAUCUGCAAAAAGCUUUGAAUUUAGGGUUUGAGGUUAUCUAUAAUACAGACGAUUUCCAAUGUGCGGCGUGUGAGACCUCCGGUGGGACUUGUGGAUUCAAUCUUGCUACGCGCGAAUUUGUCUGCUUUUGUCACGACCAGCCUCACCGUCGAACUUGUCAAGACCGUGGGCAUAAAUUAAAUCUGGGAUUGAAGUUUAUUAUAGGUUUUUGUUCAGUUGUGAUUGGCAUCUUGCUUAUGGGCCUUCCUUUUUACUUCUAUCAUCGCCGAAACAAGAAACUUUACACUGCUUCACGUUUGAUUUCUCGAAACAAUUCCUCAUAUUCCUCUUCAAUGGUAGAUCUUGACCAACCUGGAACCUACUUAGGACUCCAAAUAUUCAGCUACAGUGAACUUGAAGAAGCCACUAAGAAAUUUGAUUCAGAAAAGAUACUUGGAGAUGGAGGAUUUGGCAUAGUAUACCUAGGCAAACUCAAAGAUGGGCGCGCUGUUGCAGUCAAGCGCUUGUACGAAAAUAGUUAUAAGAGGGUUGAGCAAUUCAUGAAUGAAAUAGAGAUUCUCUCGCGCUUGCGCCACCAAAAUCUUGUUUCCCUCUAUGGCUGCACCUCACGCCACUGCCGUGAGCUCAUACUUGUAUACGAGUACAUUUCUAAUGGCACUGUUGCUGAUCAUCUUCAUGGUGAAGGAGCAACGCCCGGUUCACUUGCAUGGACUACCCGAAUGAGCAUUGCCAUAGAAACAGCAACUGCAUUGGCAUACCUUCAUGCUUCUGAUGUUAUCCACCGAGAUGUCAAGACCAACAACAUUCUCCUUGACAACAAUUUCUGUGUUAAAGUAGCCGAUUUUGGGCUCUCUCGCCUCUACCCAACUGAUGUCACCCAUGUGUCCACUGCUCCACAAGGUACUCCAGGAUAUGUAGACCCCGAGUAUCAUGAUUGCUACCACCUUACAAAAGAAAGUGAUGUCUAUAGUUUUGGGGUGGUCCUAAUUGAGCUUAUAUCAUCCAUGCCUGCUGUUGAUAUCACUAGAAAGCGGCAUGAAAUCAAUUUGUCUCACUUGGCUAUCAGCAAGAUCCAAAGCAAUGCAUUGCAUGAGCUUGUCGAUCCAAGUAUUGGUUUUGAAUCAGAUUACAAGGUAAAGAAUAUGGUCACUGAUGUAGCAGAGUUGGCAUUUCAAUGUUUACAGAAUGAGAGGGAAAUGAGGCCAUCUAUGGAAGAGGUGUUGGAGGCUCUAAUAGGAAUUCAGAGAAGGGACGAUGAUAUACAAAAGACAAGUAUAGAUAUUCCAGCAGAUGAUGUUGUUCUGUUGAAGAAUAAUCCACCAACACUUUCACCAGAUUCUGUGACUACAAAAUGGAUUAGCACAUCAACAUCUGAUUUCAGUGGCUAAUUUUUGUCCGAUCAUUUCAUCAAAUUUUCAAGUCCAUAGCGAAGAAUCGUGAAAGAGUUACCAACUAUCAUAUCCAACAUGGUAUUAAUGUCAUAUUCUUUUCAUCUAUUAUAAGUUGGUACCUUGGAGGGUAUGUACAUAUAAAGUAGCAGCUGUCUUUGAUAUUAAAAGUUCAUGGUCUUGGUAGUUACGAAUUCUGAUUGAUUUUUUGUGUGUGUGUGUGUGUAUUGCAAUUAACAGUGUGACAAAUUCAUAUGUUUUAUUACAUUA
Molecule: messenger RNA, 5469 nt
Organism: Cornus florida
Lineage: Eukaryota; Viridiplantae; Streptophyta; Magnoliopsida; Cornales; Cornaceae
Product: LEAF RUST 10 DISEASE-RESISTANCE LOCUS RECEPTOR-LIKE PROTEIN KINASE-like 1.2
Exons: 4
Coding region: 3157-5199 (680 amino acids)
Biological process (GO): protein phosphorylation
Molecular function (GO): protein kinase activity; ATP binding; polysaccharide binding
Source: RefSeq, a predicted model, not a curated record